CUGAGCAACAAACACACGCUCGUCGGAUACGAAUGAGGAAAAAAAUCACACGGGAAACCAACCGGUCGUUGCCUCUCUCUCCUAUGAUCUGUUGUUUCGUCCGCCAAGGCGUUUCUUCUUUUUCCUCUUCCCCCCAUUGAAUUUAACUUGCUGAGGGAGGAUUCCUAAAAGGAGAAAGCGUGCAGCACCUCAGUAAAUCGAGGAAGGACGAGCUUGCGUCCGAGCUUUGUUUCUGUCAAUCGCGAGGCGGAGACUGGACUUGACUACCUACCUACCUUACCACCUUUGCCGACAUCACUUCGUCGCAACCGAAGCUUGGUUUUCCCACUAUUGUAACGACACCCACGCCCCCGCUCCUAUUCAAUCGAAUAUUUCAACCCUCUAGACCUGUCGCCGCACUACUCUCCCUCGAUAAGCACAACUUUAAAGAAAACAACCCACCCGAUAGACCUUGACUUCUGUCUGCGACUCCCCGAUCCCAUCGACCGCCCACCACCGUCGCCGCCAUGCGUUUCGGAAAGACGCUGCGGCAGGUCGUCUACGCGCCAUGGAAGGACAAGUACAUUGACUACGCGAAGCUGAAGUCUCUGCUGCGGGAGGAUAAGUACGAUGACGACGACGUCGCUUGGACCGAGGACGACGAGAACCGUUUCUGCGACGAGAUCUUCAACACAGAGCUCGAAAAGGUUGCCCAGUUCCAGGAGGAGACCUUCGAGGCGCUGAAAGGCCGUGUCGACGCCGCCUUUGACAAUCUUAAGGAACUGGCACCGCCCAGCGAGGAGGACGACGCGGGGAACGCCCAGCCCAAGAAGCCCGACGCCGCGACGGCCCAGAAGCUCAAGGAUAUUGAGGCGGAGCUCGACAAGAUCACGACCGAGAUCUCGGAGCUGAAGAAAUACAGCAAUAUCAACUACACGGGCUUCCUUAAGAUCGUUAAAAAGCAUGACCGCAAGAGAGGCGACAGGUACAAGGUCCGGCCCAUGAUGCAGCUGAGCCUGUCGCAGCGGCCCUUCAACUCGGAGCAGGGGUAUUCGCCUCUGCUCAACAAGCUGUCCAUCAUGUACUACGCCAUUCGCCAGCAGCUGGAUGAGGGCGCUGCCGACCAGCAGCCGCUGGAUUUGGAGAGUCAGGGCGAGACCCGUCACGGCGAGCGGUACACGGCCCACAAGUUCUGGGUCCACCCGGACAACCUGUUGGAGGUGAAGACGUACAUUAUGAGACGCCUCCCGGCCCUUAUCUAUAGCGAACAGUCGGCCAAGGAGCUGGACGGAAGCAACGACCCAACCAUCACCUCGCUCUACUUCGACAGCCCUAAAUUCGACCUGUACGGGAAGAAGGUGGAGCGCAAGUCAGAGGCCUCUUCGCUGCGCGUGCGGUGGUACGGCCAGCUGAGCUCUAAGCCCGAGCUGUCCCUCGAACAAAAGAUUGUCGGCGAGCACGGCUCGAGCGAGGAGCGCAAGUUCACCAUCAAGGACAAAUACGUCAAGCCCUUCAUCGAUGGCACCUACAAGAUGGAGAAGGCGGUGCAGAAGAUGGAGCGCCAAGGCCAGCAGGUCGAGGAGAUUGAGAACUUCAAGAACACGGUCAAGUCUAUCCAGGACUUCGUUCAUGAGAACAAGUUGCAGCCUGUUCUGCGCGCCAACUACGUUCGCACGGCUUUCCAGAAGCCCGCGGACGAUCGCGUGCGUAUUUCCAUCGACACCGAGGUCGCCUUCAUCCGCGAGGACACGUUGGACAGGGAUAGGCCGUGCCGCGACCCGGCCGAGUGGCACCGUCUCGACAUUGACAGCCGAAACCUGUCUUACCCCUUCAAGGACAUCAAUCAGAGCGAGGUCUCCCGCUUUCCCUACGCCAUUCUCGAAAUCAAGCUGAAGGAGGACCCUAACCGCAAGCGCCCCGCGUGGGUUUCGGACCUAAUGGGAUCUCAUCUGGUGCAUCCGGCUCCUCGCUUCUCCAAGUUCGUCCACGGUGUCGCCUCGCUCUUUGAGGACUACGUCAACAGCCUGCCCUUCUGGCUGAGCGACCUGGAGGCGGACAUCCGCAAGGACCCACAAAAGGCGUUCGAGGCAGAGGAGCAGCGCAAGGCCCAGAGGGCCGAGGACGAGCAGGCUGUGGGCAGCUUCUUGGGCAAUAAGGCUAGCUCGUACAAGGUUUCCAAGAGCUCGCCUGCCGGCAAGUCGUACCUCGCAGACAGGAUGGCCGCCGAGUCCAGCUCCCGGUCGAGACCCGCCAACGAAGCCCGGCAGCCGUCGACCCAGCAGACCGACGAUGGCCCGUCCGGUCAGCUGCAGAGGAGCUACGGCACGCUUUCGUCCGUUCUCCCCGGUUUCUCCCUGUCCAAGUACUCCAAGGCCAGGCGGGCGCAGAGGAACCAGCAGCAGCUGCCCGAGGGCGUUGUCGAGCCGACGGAGUGGAUCAAGAACUCGGGCGAGCUCAAGAUCGAGCCAAAGGUAUGGCUGGCCAACGAGCGCACGUUCCUCAAGUGGCAGCACAUCUGCAUCCUGCUGGGUGCGCUCGCCGUCUCGCUGUACACGGCUGCUGGAGAGAACUUCUUGGCCGAGGUCAUGGGUAUCGUGUACAUUGUCAUCGCUGUGUUUGCGGGCGUGUGGGGCUAUGGCAUGAUGCGCCUGCGGAGGAAGAUGAUUAUGAGCCGCAGUGGCAAGGAUUUCGACAAUCUCAUCGGUCCGCUGAUUAUCAGCAUCGCAUUGAUGGUUGCGCUGGUAUUGAACUUUGCGUUUGCUUACCGCGCUGCUGUCGAGAAGAUGGUGGCCAAGCAGAUGCCUAGUGGUGGCAACGUCACCGGUGAGCCGAUCCGUCAGGAACUCAUCUAACACCCGGCAUGAUCGAUUGUGGGAAGCUGAAGCGACCGUUAGUAAGAUGUCUCUCUUUGCGCAGCUGUACUGUUGUACUUGGCCUUGCUCUGGUGUAUCGCAGUCGGUCCGGUGCUUUUGCUCUUUUGGUAUUUAUUGUAAUACCUCGUCAUAGUAAAGAACCUUUUCCGU
Colletotrichum destructivum is the source of this 3002-nucleotide messenger RNA. Its product is annotated as Putative SPX domain, VTC domain, VTC domain superfamily protein. NCBI's taxonomy places the organism in Eukaryota, Fungi, Ascomycota, Sordariomycetes, Glomerellales, Glomerellaceae. The record is from RefSeq and is a predicted model, not a curated record. Gene Ontology annotation, cellular component: fungal-type vacuole membrane; vacuolar transporter chaperone complex. The coding region runs from base 507 to 2831 and encodes 774 amino acids. The transcript is spliced from 2 exons.